Arabidopsis thaliana (thale cress) is the source of this 2197-nucleotide messenger RNA. RefSeq names its product SET domain-containing protein. The record is from RefSeq and is marked reviewed. The transcript is spliced from 15 exons. NCBI's taxonomy places the organism in Eukaryota, Viridiplantae, Streptophyta, Magnoliopsida, Brassicales, Brassicaceae. The coding region runs from base 222 to 1526 and encodes 434 amino acids.
GUCUUGGUUUGAUUUUUUUGGUUAUCGUUUUUCACUUGUUCAAUUUUUCUUUUUUUGUUAAAAAUUUAAAUUUGGUGUGUUUAAGUUCAUAAACGCUAAAUAAGCCCAUACAAAAGCCCACAUAGAUGAAGCCAUUACGACAGCGUAUUGUGAGUUACGAUUGAAAACCCCUCUCUACUCGGUUAAACCCGUCGCCGGCAUAUUGAUCUUCGCCGGAGGAUAUGGCGAUUUCAGAAGAAGAAGCCAAACUCGAAAGGUUCCUAGAUUGGCUUCAGGUGAAUGGAGGUGAAUUAAGAGGCUGCAACAUCAAAUAUUCUGACUCCCUAAAAGGAUUUGGCAUAUUCGCUUCCACCUCCACUCAAGCUUCCGAUGAAGUUUUGCUUGUUGUUCCGCUUGAUCUGGCCAUUACCCCUAUGAGAGUUCUUCAGGACCCUCUCCUGGGCCCUGAGUGUCAGAAAAUGUUCGAACAAGGACAAGUUGAUGACCGCUUUCUCAUGAUUCUGUUCCUCACUUUGGAGCGUCUUCGUAUCAAUUCUUCUUGGAAGCCGUAUCUUGAUAUGCUUCCUACUCGAUUUGGCAAUCCUCUUUGGUUUUCUGAUGAUGACAUCCUUGAGCUAAAAGGGACUAACUUGUAUCACGCAACCGAGUUACAGAAGAAGAAGUUGCUCUCGCUUUACCAUGACAAGGUGGAGGUCCUGGUGACAAAGCUUCUUAUUUUGGAUGGCGAUUCCGAAAGCAAGGUCUCCUUUGAACACUUCCUCUGGGCAAACUCUGUAUUCUGGAGUCGCGCCUUGAAUAUUCCUCUUCCACAUUCUUUCGUGUUUCCACAAAGCCAAGAUGAUACCGGGGAAUGCACAUCAACAAGUGAGUCCCCUGAAACGGCUCCAGUUAAUUCUAAUGAGGAAAAAGAAAUUCAGGCUCAACCUGCGCCAUCUGUAGGAUCCGGAGAUACAAUAUGGGUUGAGGGGCUUGUUCCUGGCAUUGACUUUUGCAACCAUGAUUUGAAGCCUGUGGCGACUUGGGAAGUUGAUGGGAUCGGAUCAGUAUCUAGGGUUCCUUUCUCCAUGUACCUUCUCUCUGUUGCUCAACGUCCUAUCCCAAAGAAGGAGAUCUCGAUCAGUUAUGGUAACAAAGGAAAUGAGGAGCUUCUUUACCUGUAUGGCUUUGUGAUAGAUAACAACCCAGAUGAUUAUCUCAUGGUACAUUAUCCUGUUGAGGCAAUUCCGAGUAUCCCUUUUUCUGAUUCCAAGGGGCAGCUGCUUGAAGCUCAGAAUGCACAACUCCGGUGUCUCUUGCCAAAAUCGGUCCUAAAUCAUGGGUUUUUCCCACGAACCACAUCAGUAAUUAGAGAAAGUGAUGAGAAGGAAACAGUGAGAUCCUGUAAUUUCAGUUGGUCUGGGAAGCGUAAGAUGCCCACAUAUAUGAACAAACUAGUUUUCCCAGAAGAUUUUAUGACUGGCUUAAGGACCAUUGCAAUGCAAGAAGAAGAGAUUUACAAGGUCUCAGCUAUGCUUGAAGAGGUAUGAUCACCGUUUUUUCUUUCUUCUGACAUCUGAAACCCAUAUCCUACACAAAAAAUCUCCAUCUCUGAAAGAGUGAAAGUAGUAACUUGGGAAACGAAGGCGGAAUCAUAAAUAUCCACAGUUUGUCUUCCACUAGAUAAUGAGACAAAAGUAUUGUUUUCCUGAAAAGCUUGUUGAGUCAAGACAAGGCGAGCAACCUUCUGAAACUGAGGUCAGGAUGGCAGUAUGGGAAGCAUGUGGGGAUUCUGGAGCUUUGCAGUUACUUGUGGAUCUCCUUAAUUCAAAGAUGAUGAAGCUGGAAGAGAAUUCUGGCACUGAAGAACAAGAUGCUAGGCUCCUUGAGGAGGCGUGCGUCUUAGAGAGCCAUGAAGAAUCGAGGGACUUGGAUGGGAGAAGGAUGAGCAGAAACAAGUGGUCAAGUGUAGUGUACCGUAGAGGACAGAAGCAGCUCACAAGACUGUUGUUGAAGGAGGCAGAGCAUGCCCUUCACUUAGCUCUCUCCUCUGACCAUUGACUGAUAUCUCAUCGGUGUUUUAUUGUAGAUUAUUUUAAACAUAUCCAUUUCAAAGGCUAAAUAAGCAAAUUGUGUGAUAUAACAAUUAUUAGUGUGUGGCACCAAAUUAACGGUCUAUAUAUUUUAAAGUAAUACCCAAAUCUUUUAGCUAAACCAAUAU